This is a messenger RNA of Dioscorea cayenensis subsp. rotundata (Guinea yam), 2112 nucleotides long. RefSeq names its product folate synthesis bifunctional protein, mitochondrial-like. Lineage: Eukaryota; Viridiplantae; Streptophyta; Magnoliopsida; Dioscoreales; Dioscoreaceae. Bases 187 to 1779 code for a protein of 530 amino acids. The record is from RefSeq and is a predicted model, not a curated record. The transcript has 3 exons. Gene Ontology annotation, biological process: tetrahydrofolate biosynthetic process. Gene Ontology annotation, molecular function: dihydropteroate synthase activity; 2-amino-4-hydroxy-6-hydroxymethyldihydropteridine diphosphokinase activity.
AAAAAACAAAAAAGAUUGGUAUUCUGUCCCCACGCUCAUCCUCUCCACUUCCUUCUGCUGCUCAAUCUCACCAACUCCAAGGCCCUGAGAAAAGAUGUUCAAUGGAGAGUGAUUUAAAUUCUUAGAUCCUAUUGAGUGUAAUUUCAAGUUUUCAAUGAGCAAGUCUGUGAAGUGUUGCUAACUUGCAUGGGAAUUUUCAAGCACAUGCUUCCCAUUAUCAAGCAUGGUUUUCAAGGAUUCGUGUUAUCACAUACGUCGACAGAACUAUCUUUAAAGCCCCCUCUUUGUCCAUCAUAUUCUGCAAAAAUCUUUUCUUCCUGUAGUUUAUCAUCAGAAUCCUCAGUAAAGAUUCACUCAUUAAAACAAGAUCAAGAAGUGGUGAUUGCUCUUGGGAGUAAUGUGGGUGAUAGAGUCGGCAACAUCAAUGAAUCUCUGCAUUUGAUGAAGAAAUCUGGCAUUCAAAUAACCAGACAUGGUUGCUUGUACGAGACUGAGCCUGCUUAUGUGACUGACCAGCCCUUAUUUCUCAACUCUGCCAUUAGAGCCACUACAGAGCUCGGACCGCAUGAAUUGCUAAAAUUGCUCAAGCAAAUCGAGAAGGAUUUAGGUCGGACAAAGGGAAUACGGUAUGGUCCAAGACCAAUUGACUUGGAUAUUUUGUUCUAUGGGGCGUCAGAGAUCAACUCUGAGGAUCUUACCGUGCCUCAUGAGCGUAUGUGGGAGAGACCCUUUGUAGUGGCUCCUCUGAUUGAUUUGCUUGGAUCAUCCAUUGACACUGAUACUGCAGCAAGUUGGCAUUCCUUGACUAAAUACAAUGGUGGUCUGUUUGAAUUAUGGGAAAAACUGGGUGGUGAAUCAUCAAUUGGAAAGAAUGGAAUGAGAAGAGUUUUGCCCAUAGGAAAUAGUAUAUGGGACUGGUCAAAGAAAACCCAUGUGAUGGGUGUUCUCAAUGUGACUCCUGAUAGUUUCAGUGAUGGUGGGAAAUUUCACGAAGUGGAAGCUGCAGUUUCUCAGGUCAAGUUGUUAAUCUCAGAAGGAGCAGACAUUAUCGAUAUCGGUGCCCAAUCUACACGCCCAUUUGCUAGUAAGCUCUCACCAAACGAAGAAAUUCAGAGGUUGAUUCCAGUGUUAGAUGCAAUUGUCCAAAUUCCAGAGAUGGAAGGGAAGCUGUUAUCAGUAGACACCUUCUAUGCUGAAGUUGCAUCGGAAGCGGUGAAGAGAGGUGCGCAUAUUGUUAAUGAUGUCUCUGGCGGGAAGCUUGAUCCUGAAAUUCUUCGUGUAGUUGCAGAACUUGGGGUACCUUAUGUUGUCAUGCAUAUGAGAGGCAAUCCAAGCACAAUGCAAUCUGACAAAAAUUUACAUUAUGAUGAUGUUUGCAAAGAGGUAGCUUCAGAAUUAUAUGAUCAGGUUAGAGAAGCAGAGCUGUCGGGGAUACCCUUAUGGAGGAUCAUCAUUGACCCUGGCAUUGGAUUCUCUAAGAAAUUAGAGCAGAACCUGGAAAUUCUCAUGGGUCUAUCAUCCAUUCGAAGAGAGUUAGGAAGAAAUAGUUUUGCUGCCUCACAUGCACCUAUAUUGCUUGGGCCUUCCCGAAAGAGAUUUUUGGGUGAGAUUUGUGGUCGCAGUGAUCCUGUUGAGAGAGAUCCUGCAACCAUAGCUGCUGUCACGGCAGGGAUUCUCGGCGGUGCUAAUAUCAUAAGGGUGCAUAAUGCCAAGGGUAGCCUGGAUGCUGCAAAGGUCUGUGACGCGAUACUUAAGCAAAGAGAAAAGAGUCUUUUUUGAUCAGCAAAAUAGAAAUUGAGAACUUAGUUGUGCAUCGGCAAAAGGAAUUAUUCCACAAGGAACUACACUAGUUAUGGCAGAAGCUAAUGAAUGUAGCCCUCCAAUAAAUUGAUUGUUGCAGGUCAAUUUCACACUGAUAAUGCACAGCUUUUUAUUUUGCCAUUUUUCGGUUCUUGAUUAUGUUGUAAGUGAUAUUUUUAAAUUCAGGCUGCGUUUUGGUCAGCUUUGCAUCUGCACUUUGUUUUCUGUAUUCUAUUUUUUAAUUUAUUUCUGUAGUUUUUGAAAUUGGAAGAGGGAAAAUAAUUAAAUGGCCAUCUGGAUUUUCCUUGAUGA